Molecule: messenger RNA, 3349 nt
Organism: Drosophila subpulchrella
Lineage: Eukaryota; Metazoa; Arthropoda; Insecta; Diptera; Drosophilidae
Gene: Hdc
Product: histidine decarboxylase
Exons: 8
Coding region: 278-2806 (842 amino acids)
Biological process (GO): histamine biosynthetic process; L-histidine catabolic process
Molecular function (GO): pyridoxal phosphate binding; histidine decarboxylase activity
Source: RefSeq, a predicted model, not a curated record
CCCACAACAUCGGAAGUGUCCAAGUUUCUAUUCCAUUAUAUUGUUCUCCAUUUGUUUUUCCUAUUUUUCCGCAGCGGUCAGACGGUUGACGUUCCCAUUUGGUAUUUCAAUUUAGCCCAAGUCCCCGAAAAAUGGAGCUGGCCUAGCGAGAAGUCCAACAGGAUUAGGCCAAACUCAUUGCGAAACGAAGCGCUAGCAAAUAAAUUUAUAAGCCCUGAUUGCGUGCGACAAUUGCACAGUAUUUACGUCAGCAAGGGUUAAGCGCAGAGAUUGCAGCAUGGACUUCAAGGAAUACCGCCAAAGGGGCAAAGAGAUGGUCGACUAUAUAGCGGACUAUCUGGAGAAUAUACGGGAACGUCGUGUCUUUCCGGAUGUGAGUCCCGGCUAUAUGCGUCAACUACUGCCGGAAUCGGCUCCCAUCGAGGGAGAGCCCUGGCCGAAGAUAUUCUCGGAUGUGGAGAGGAUCGUGAUGCCCGGCAUAACCCACUGGCAAUCGCCGCACAUGCACGCCUACUUUCCGGCCCUCAACUCGAUGCCCUCCUUACUGGGUGAUAUGUUGGCGGAUGCUAUCAACUGCCUGGGAUUCACCUGGGCCAGCUCGCCGGCCUGCACUGAGUUGGAGAUCAUAGUGAUGAACUGGCUGGGAAAGAUGAUCGGUCUGCCGGACGCCUUUCUCCACCUGAGUUCCCAGAGCCAGGGCGGCGGAGUGCUGCAGACCACGGCCAGUGAGGCUACGCUAGUUUGCCUGCUGGCAGGACGCACUCGGGCCAUCCAGCGAUUCCAUGAGCGACACCCUGGCUACCAGGAUGCGGAGAUCAACGCCCGGCUGGUGGCCUACUGCUCCGAUCAGGCGCACUCCAGUGUGGAGAAGGCGGCACUAAUUGGACUCGUGAGGAUGCGGUACAUCGAGGCGGAUGAGGACCUGGCGAUGCGCGGCAAACUGUUGCGCGAGGCCAUCGAGGAUGACAUUAAGCAGGGCCUGGUCCCCUUCUGGGUCUGCGCCACACUCGGCACCACCGGCAGCUGCAGCUUCGACAACCUGGAGGAGAUCGGCUUGGUGUGCGCGGAGCACCACCUGUGGCUCCACGUGGACGCGGCGUACGCCGGCAGCGCCUUCAUCUGCCCGGAGUUCCGCACCUGGCUGCGCGGCAUCGAGCGGGCGGACUCGAUCGCCUUCAACCCGUCCAAGUGGCUGAUGGUGCACUUCGAUGCCACCGCGCUGUGGGUGCGCGACAGCACCGCCGUGCACAGGACCUUCAAUGUGGAGCCCCUGUAUCUGCAGCACGAGAACUCGGGCGUGGCGGUGGACUUCAUGCACUGGCAGAUCCCGCUGAGUCGUCGCUUCCGGGCCCUCAAGGUGUGGUUCGUCCUGCGAUCCUACGGGAUCAAGGGACUGCAGCGCCACAUCCGCGAGGGCGUGCGUCUGGCCCAGAAGUUCGAGGCCCUCGUCCUGGCCGAUCACCGGUUCGAGCUGCCCGCCAAGCGGCAUCUGGGAUUGGUGGUCUUCCGGAUCCGGGGCGACAACGAGAUCACCGAGAAGCUGCUGAAGAGGUUGAACCACCGCGGCAACCUGCACUGCAUCCCCUCGUCGCUGAAGGGACAGUAUGUCAUCCGGUUCACCAUCACCUCGACGCACACGACCCUCGAUGAUAUCGUCAAGGAUUGGAUGGAGAUCCGGCAGGUUGCCUCCAUUGUGCUGGAGGAGAUGAACAUCACUAUCUCCAACCGCGUCUAUCUCAAGGAAACCAAGGAAAAAAAUGAAGCCUUCGGCUCGAGUCUUCUGCUCUCGAAUUCUCCACUUUCACCAAAGGUGGUUAAUGGGUCGUUUGCAGCCAUCUUCGAUGCGGAUGAGUUUCUGGCCAAGACCUAUGCGGGUGUUCGGAUAGCGCACCAGGAAUCCCCAUCGAUGCGACGUCGAGUGCGCGGCAUCCUCAUGUCGGGCAAGCAGUUCUCGCUGGACUCGCACAUGGACGUGGUGGUGCAGACGACCCUGGACGCAGGCAGUGGUGCAACUCGGACCGGCUCCACCAACUCCUAUGGCCGCACCACAUCCGCGGCGGUCCAGGGAAACACCGAAAAGCAGGCGAGCAUCCAGGAGGACAACGAGGAGUCGCCGGAAGAAUCUGAAUUGCUGUCUCUGUGCAGGCCCAGUAAUAUUCCCACCAACGACCACGAUCAUGACCACGACCACGACCACGACCACUCCCUGUCCACUCCCAGUCGCAGUUGCAGCUCCAACUCGCACUCCUUGACCCACUCCCCGCCGGCGAACCUCUUCCGACCCAUUGCCCUGUGUGGAAUGACCUUGCCCACGCCCCUGCCCAGAAGCGAUGUCACCGUGUCCGUGGACAGCCUCCUGACCCCCGUCACCACCUGCAACGUUUACCACGGCAAGCGCUUCCUGGAGCCCCUCGAGAGUCUGGCCCAGAGCAGCGCCUCCUUCAGCAGCAGCAUCUGCCGCCUCCCGACGCCCCUGACCACGCCCACCCGCGAAUCACCAGAGGAUCCCGACUGGCCGGCCAAGACCUUCAGUCAGCUGCUCCUGGAGCGCUACUCCUCGCAAUCCCAAUCCCUGGGCAACAACUCCUCGACCGAGAGCAGCAGUCUCAGCGGCGGUGCCACGCCCACACCCACGCCCCUGAGCAGCCUGGAUGAACUGGUGACCCCACUGCUGCUGUCCUUCGCCUCCCCCUCCUCGCAGCCCAUGCUCUCCGCCCAUGGAAUCGGGGAGGAGGGGCUGCGGGAACGGGAAAGCGACUCGGAUGCCACCGUUUGCUCGGCAACCUCCUCCAUGGAGUCACUUUAGUCAUAGGUUAUUAACUUAUAAAUAUGCUUCCUUAGUUCUAUUUGAUUAGAAGCUUAAAUAGAAUCCGAAAUAUUGGAUCGUUUUUAGGUAAUUUCAUUUUAGAGACUUUGCCUAAGCCCUAAACUGGAAUUUUAAUUUGGACUUGAGAAAAUAUGGUUUUAAGUAAUGAACCCAGCGGUGUAUUAUUUAUAUUAGCAUUAUUUAUCUAAGCAUUAUUUAAGUUGCAAGCCCAUAUAUAAUUUUAUUGUUAAGCAAAUGUUUAACAACAUUUUAAGGUAUAUCACUUGACACCUCAGUUUCAUUGUACAUAAGUGUGUUUGGGGAGAAGGGAAAGUCAUCCAACGCUGCUGUGCAAACAAUCAAUAAUGCAAUCAAUCGUCGUACGUAAUAUCCGUAAAAUAUUUAUGCCCAUAUCUAUAUCCAAUUGUAAGAUAACUGAUUAGCGGUCAAGUUAAAAAACAAAAAAACUCCAAAACUUACCGGCUUACAUAUAUCCACACUUAAUUAAUGUCAGAGUGAUUAAAGUUUCAAAGUUCCAGUUAA